GUCGCUUACCCCGCGGGUCAACUAUUGGGGUUACAGUCUCGAGCCCGCGGCGCGACUGGUAUAAAUUGCACCAUGGCGCCAAUUGAUUGCAUGGGCCGUGACUUGCACAAGAUAGCUUCUUGCCCAUCUACCUAGUUAGUACAGUACUGCAGCUACUGUCUCGAGGGACUCUUCCAUUAUGCGCUUCAACGCUCCCAUUGUCGCUACGGCAUUGCUUGCCACCUCUGGCAGCGCCGCUGUCACACCCACCAAGUGCAACGCCGACAACUGUCUGCGUGCCUUGAGAGCUACUCAGAUUCCUGACCGUGUCGAAUCGGCCAGAGCUUUCUGCGCUUCCUUCACUGCCACCUCGGCUGCCAAUGUCCCCAUCCCUACCUAUGCCCAAGAUGGCUGCAAGGACAACCAAAACGGCGACAUGAAGGCGCGCCUCUCCAGCGCUUGCGCCUGUCUGCCUGCUGCCUCUACUACUAGCUCCGCCGUACCCUCCAAGACUGCGGAACCUUGCGCCGAAGUGAGCUCUUCGUGGGCUAGCCAGGUUGCCCAAAAGGCUAUCCCUACCGUCGCUGCUUCCGUUGCGCACAAGUGCUUGCAAUCCGUGCCGUUCAACAAGAAGGAUGCUGUUGCGAUUAUCGACGCCAUGGAACCCUAUCUCGAGUGGCAGAGUGACAGCGCAUACCUCAAGAACCCUCCCAAGGGCUACCUUUACCCACCUUAUGACAUGUACGCCAAGUACAAGGAAGUCCGCGCCAACACUGAGGCUGGCAAGUACAGCAGCCAUUAUGAUUUCCACAAGGAUAUCCAAGAGAAAAUCUUCUUCCCUGGCCACGACGGUCACUUCUGGAUGGUCGCCGAUUUCAUGAGCGUCUUCAACUUCCGUCACCCUCGUGGUGUUGUCUCUUUCAGCGAGGACGGCAAGUCUGUCCCCGUCAUGAAGCUCUAUGAGGAUGUCAUGACCUCCCCCAACACUGCCUCGGUCCUCAAGACCAUUAAUGGUGUCGAUGCUGCCAAGUAUGUGGCCGAUCUUGCUGAUACCACGUCUUACAGCCAUGACCCCGAUGCUGCCUUCAACGGCAUGCUCUACACCUCCAACUUGAUUGGCGGCCGUCACGGUCAGUUCGGUACUGGAGGUCGUUACAGUGCCAUCUACCGCGGAGAUAACACCACCUUUGCAUUCGCCAAUGGUACCGUCUUCACCGCCGCCAACCCUGCCCGCGUUGUCCUAGAUAUGACUGGUGUCGUCGAUGGCGCAUCCUUCUACGCCAAGUUUGCUGCACCCUUGACCGCAGGAGCCGCCAGCAGUGUCACUGCUCGUAAGGUUGAGAAGAUCGCCGCUGACAAGCGCGCUGCCUCUGCAAGAGUCGAAGGAUACCCUGAGCCUAUUGUGAGCACCAAGGACGGUAUUGUCACUGGUUACUUCCUGGAGGGCGAUGAUGUCAAGGACGUCGCUGUCCUCGCUCUUCGCAGCUUCAAGCCCAACAGUAUCCCCGAGUUCCAGGCUGUCAUCCAGGACUUCAUUGCUGCUGCUAAGCAUGCUAACAAGAAGAAGAUUGUCAUUGAUCUUCAGGGCAACGGCGGUGGUUACAUCUUGCUCGGAUACGAGCUGUACCGCCAGUUCUUCCCCCACGUCCAAGAGGACGGCUUCUCCCGCUGGAAGGAUACCAAGACUUUCCUCGGUCUCUCCAAGGCUAUCGAAUCGUAUGCCGACAGUUUCAACCCUUACACUAGCGAUGACGGCGAGAAGAUCGACAUGUACAACAGUUGGUUCAACUGGCGCUUCGACCUCAACACCACUCACCAGCCUUUCACCUCCUUCGACGACAAGUUCCACCCCCACGUCUACGAGAACACUCCCUACACCAACCUCAUGGCCUGGGACUUGAACAACACCCUCCUGACCAAGAACGAGACCUUUGGUCACGGCAUCUGGAUCACCGGCUAUGGCGAUCUCAAGAACGCCACACAGCCCUUCAACGCUGAGGACAUCAUUCUUCUGUACGACGGCAACUGUGCUUCCACUUGCACCUUGACCUCCGAAAUGUUCCGCAUCAACGGCGGUGUCAAGUCUGUUGCCUUUGGUGGCCGCCCCAAGGCUGGUCCUAUGCAAACCAUUGGCGCCAUCAAGGGCUCACAGGUUCUCGGUUUCGGCUCCAUUUACUCGUACGCUCAGUUUGGUAAGGGCCUCAACAAGGAUGCUGCUGCCCAGCAGGACUUCAACCGUUACAAGAACGUGACACUUCUCCGCUUCGAGGCCUCUGUCAACACCCGUGACCAGAUCCUCCACGAUAACCUCAACGAUGGCGUUCCUGCUCAGUUCAUCUACGAGCCUGCCGACUGCCGCCACUACUGGACUCUGCCCAUGAUCAAGGAUGUUCGCGAGACCUGGAAGACCGCUGCCCGUUCCGCCUUUUACGGCGCCAAGUGCAACUGGGGUGGCCUCGAGCACGUCCAGGCCAACGCGGCCUUUGGCGAGACUCCUGGAUCCCAGGCCGAGCCUGGACCUGCCCCUGCUCGCCUUUCCGAGACCGUUGACACCAAGCACAACCCCGUUGUCGAGGACCCUCUCUGGGACGCUCGCUUCAACCUCGAGGCCCAGUUCGAGUAAGCGAGUUAGAACGGUUCAAUACAUGUACAUGUCUAUUUCAUUUAUGUAAAUCAAUCUAUUUAAAUAAGAAGAAAAACACAUUGAUAUUCUACAAUAUUAGCGACUAUCCUGGCG
Molecule: messenger RNA, 2716 nt
Organism: [Torrubiella] hemipterigena
Lineage: Eukaryota; Fungi; Ascomycota; Sordariomycetes; Hypocreales; Clavicipitaceae
Source: the annotation of a GenBank genome assembly